Molecule: messenger RNA, 2714 nt
Organism: Neurospora crassa OR74A
Lineage: Eukaryota; Fungi; Ascomycota; Sordariomycetes; Sordariales; Sordariaceae
Product: N-acylethanolamine amidohydrolase
Exons: 5
Coding region: 212-2044 (610 amino acids)
Molecular function (GO): catalytic activity
Source: RefSeq, a predicted model, not a curated record
GGGUUGGGGAAGGUGAAUCUAAAUCUUUUACCCCUAUCUCGAUUAAUUCACAAACACCUGGACUCGUUGAUCGAUGACGACGUGAACGAGACAGGUUCAUCCCAUCUCAGUUCCUAGUUCAGUAUCGUUGCCCCGUGCAGACACGACCACCCACCAGCGCCCUUCCAAACUCCAAGCAGCGCCAAUCAUAGUGACCAUCUCGAAUCUCACGAUGGCUUCAACUAAGAAAUUUCUUAACCACCCGGGAGCCAAGGAGGCUCCGGCUCAUGCCUUGGAGUUCCAGCCGGAGGCGGACCACAAUCCUCCCAUGCGCGGACUGCCGUUGGUAGCUGCCUCGAUGCUCAUUUCCAACUCGCAAUGGCUUCAAAGGUUCAUGUGGAGUAAUGCCAAAUUCGGCCAGGCCAAAUAUAUGUUGGAACUGAAUGGUGAACAAUGGAGGGCGCAACCCAACGUCAUCCCCAUAUCUUCUUCUUCCUCAAUCUCCACCCAGCCAAUCCUACCCCUCGACCCCUCCCUAACCACCCCUCAACCCCCCACCGUCCCGGGCCGCUUCAACUCCAUAGCCGACUACCACGCCGCCUACGCCUCUGGGCAGCUCACGCCGCUACAGGUCAUCGACGCGCUCCUCCCUCUGAUCCGGCGCGACAUCAAGCCCAAGCAGCAGCAGUCCAAGUACGCCGUAGCCUUCAUCCAGUCCAAAGUGGACGAGGUGCUGGCCGAGGCCAAGGCGUCGACGGAGCGUUGGCAAGCCGGCAGGCCGUUGGGCAUCUUGGAUGGCGUGCCAUUUGGUGUGAAAGAUGAUACCGAGGUGGAGGGAUACGUGUCGACCAUGGGCAUGAAGGUUGAUGAGAGGUUUGAGUAUUUCAAAAAGCCAGCGACGGAGACGGUGUGGCCGGCGAAGAAGUUGAGAGAGGCCGGGGCGAUCAUGGUGGGGAAGAUGAAUCAGCAUGAGAUUGGAAUGGACACGACGGGUUGCAACCCUGCUACGGGAACGGCUACGAACUGGUACAACACCCAGUACUUCCCUGGAGGCUCGUCAUCUGGUGCUGGAUCUGCCCUGAGCGCCGGUCUUGUGCCCAUCGCUAUUGGUACUGAUGCCGGCGGCAGCAUGCGCAUCCCGCCAGCCUUCUGCGGCGUCUACGGCCUCAAGCCCACCCACAACCGGGUCGUCAGCCGCAACUCAUCCAUGUGCGUCGUCGGCCCCAUGUGCUCUAACCCAUCCGACCUGACCAUCGCCUACCGGAUCAUGGCCCAACCCAACCCGUCGGACCCAGCGCAAUCCUCUCUCGCCCCGUCCAUCCCCCCCUCGCCCACGGCCAAGAAAUACCUCGGCCUCUGCCCCGAAUGGAUCGCCCUCGCCGACGCGGACGUGCGCACCACCUUCAACCGCGCCAUCGAGACGCUCUGCAGCAGCUCUUCCUUGGGCGGCUACGAGCUCGUAACCAUCAAGCUGCCCUACCUGCGCGAGGGCCAGCUCGCCCACGCCGCGACCUGCCUGACCGAGGCGGCGGCCGACGCCCGCAACCGCGUCGCCAACCCGGACGACUACCUCAAGCCACUCAACUACCCGAACCGCAUCAUGGUGUCGAUGGGCGCGCAGACCCCCGCUGCCGACUACCUCCGCUAUAACCAGCUGCGCCAUGUCAUUAUGCAGCACCUCGCCCACCUGUACGAGCAGUACCCCGGUCUGCUAAUCGUGACGCCGACUACGCCCAUGGCUGGGUGGCCGAUCAUGCCGGGUGAUAAUGUGUAUGGGUGCAGUGAUGGGAAUAGGAGCAUUAGAAAUAUGACGUAUGUGUGGGUUGCGAAUACGAGUGGGUGUCCGGCGGUGACGUGCCCCGGAGGGUAUGUCGAGGCGCAGCAAGGGGAGGGCAAAUUGCCGGUGGGCGUGAUGGCGAUGGCGGAGUGGGGAGAGGAGGAGAGGCUGUUGGGGUUCGCGAGGGAGAUGGAGAGGUAUCUUGCUGAGGCGUAUGAGGGCGGGAGGCAGAGGCCAAAGGAGUGGGUGGAUAUUUUGGGGGUCGCGAAGGGUCAGGUGAAGGUUUAAUAUAGGCUCGAUUUUGGAGCGAUUUGGGCGCGCAGGCGUCCAUGAUGGCCUGGCGAAGAUGAGCUUGGAGGUGUAACGGAUAUGCUAAUAAACUGAUAAACUGAAAAUAUUUGAGUACGGCUUGACCCGGAACGACACCGGUCUCUUUGCCUUGGCCAUGAUCACGUCCCGCGUCUGCGCGAAAGUUCUCUGCUUGAGUGGUUCCCCUUGUCUUCAACUAUGUUAUCUGUGACCGGCCUGUCGGCGACGAAAACGCACUGGCCGGAUAAUUCUGAGACGGAAUGAAUCGUUCGGAGGUCGUCGUCAGUCGUCACUCAGGGCUUGCGCCGGCAUCGGAGCUCUUUCCGGCCUUGGAACCCUUUCUUUACUCCUUGAUCAAGUGUUCCAUGGCGGAUGUUUGAUUGGAUUGAGCUGAAAAAUGUCUGGAGACGUCUGUCGGGGGCUCUGGAGCGUAUGUAUGUCACAUCGGGCUCGAUGGCUAGAACAAAGUCAACUGACGACCAUCCGGAUGACCCGGAUGGACGUAUGACGAUACGAACGCUAACGGCCGGUCGGCAAUUACGAGCCAACACCGCGGAUGCAGGUGAAUAAGAAGCGAGGAUACUUAUCGUUUGAAGUAACCGUCUUGCUAGAGAGCUCUCGGUGGAGAAAGACCUGCCGCUGUGCUCCG